GGGAAAACACAGCGCCCGACAGGGACAACAAAGCGCUGUGUUCGUUAUCCUGCAGCUGCAACGCGGAGGAGUUGGAGGAAUUCCGCAAUGUGCGUAGGGUAUGCCAGCCAUAUGGUGGUUCCUUCGUCGGGGUGGUGGUAUUACUUACGGUGGUGGCACAAGCCACCAUAAGUUUAGUUUCCUGUUUUCAGUCUUCAACUGCAUAGCGUCCAGGACACACUUCUAGUCAGAGGAACAAAUCACAGCUGGAUUGCAAAGAUGAUUCCCCAAACUGAGAACUCAGACUCCAUUGAGGAGACUCUGCUGGAAGAAUGCCAGUUCUUCGAGGAUUGCGGAGAAAGCUCAUGUAAUCGGGCGGAAACAGCCAUGGAGGUCUAUCACAGAAUCCUGCAACGCCUAAGCACCCAUCCACAAGAUUACUCCGCAAAGACGAAUGAAAGCGAUUUGAUGAAACAAAUCUGGAUUGCCAGUUUCACGGGAGGCCCCAUACAAUAUCGUUGCUAGUUAUAUAGGUUCCAAUUCUUGUUUUGUGAUAAAUGAAUAAAAUUAUUUAAAGGAAAA
Drosophila ananassae is the source of this 561-nucleotide messenger RNA. It is a transcript of the gene VepD, whose product is annotated as ventrally expressed gene D protein. NCBI's taxonomy places the organism in Eukaryota, Metazoa, Arthropoda, Insecta, Diptera, Drosophilidae. The transcript has 2 exons. The coding region runs from base 259 to 504 and encodes 81 amino acids. The record is from RefSeq and is a predicted model, not a curated record.